CUUCCGCCGCCGCCGGAAAGUAGUGACGAGCUGUUGAGGCGUCGUCGCGUUUCUACGUCCGGUGAUGGCGGCCGUGUGUCGGAGCCCAUGAGGCGGGGAAGUGGAGUAACGAGUCGCGGUGCGGGGAGACAGAGAACGUCCGAGGCCAUGGCGGGCGUGUUUGACAUUGACUUGGAUCAGCCCGAAGACUCCGUUUCGGACGAUGAGCUGGAGGACGGGAGCUCUGUAAAUGAGUUUAUGGACCAUGGGGGCAUAUCAUAUGACAUUGGCAUGGAGCACUGUGAAAAGUUUGAGAUAUCGGAGACCAGUGUGAAUAAAGGCCCAGAAAAGAUUAGACCUGAGUGUUUUGAGCUUCUUCGUGUCCUUGGUAAAGGAGGCUAUGGGAAGGUUUUUCAAGUACGGAAAGUAUUAGGAGUUCAUCCUGGGAAAAUAUUUGCAAUGAAAGUACUAAAAAAGGCCAUGAUUGUGAGAAACGCGAAAGACACAGCACACACAAAAGCAGAGCGUAAUAUCCUAGAAGAAGUGAAACAUCCUUUUAUUGUAGACUUGAUUUAUGCCUUUCAAACUGGUGGAAAACUCUACCUCAUUCUGGAGUACCUUAGUGGCGGCGAACUCUUCAUGCAGCUGGAAAGAGAAGGAAUAUUUAUGGAAGAUACAGCUUGCUUUUACUUGGCUGAAAUUUCAAUGGCUUUGGGGCACUUGCAUCAGAAAGGAAUUAUUUACCGUGAUCUGAAACCGGAGAACAUUAUGCUGAAUCAUCAAGGGCAUGUAAAACUGACAGAUUUUGGUCUUUGUAAAGAAUCCAUUCACGAUGGCACAGUAACACAUACUUUUUGUGGAACAAUAGAAUACAUGGCCCCUGAAAUUCUAAUGAGAAGUGGCCAUAACCGUGCAGUAGAUUGGUGGAGUUUGGGGGCGUUGAUGUAUGACAUGCUAACCGGAGCACCACCAUUUACUGGUGAAAACCGAAAAAAAACUAUAGAUAAGAUUCUUAAAUGUAAACUAAACCUGCCCCCCUACCUCACACAAGAAGCCAGGGACUUACUUAAAAAGCUGCUAAAAAGAAAUGCUGCCUCUCGUCUUGGAGCAGGUGUUGGGGAUGCGGGGGACGUUCAGGCUCAUCCAUUUUUCAGGCAUAUUAACUGGGAAGAUCUUUUGUCUCGAAAGGUGGAGCCUCCCUUCAAACCACUUUUGCAAUCUGAAGAGGAUGUGAGCCAGUUUGAUUCAAAGUUUACACGUCAGACGCCUGUAGACAGUCCAGAUGAUGCCACUCUCAGUGAAAGUGCCAAUCAGGUGUUUGUUGGUUUCACAUAUGUGGCCCCCUCCGUACUUGAAAGCGUAAAAGAGAAGUUUUCAUUUGAACCAAAAAUCCGAUCUCCUCGCAGAUUUAUCGGAAGCCCUCGCACACCUGUGAGCCCUGUAAAGUUUUCUCAGAGUGACUUCUGGGGACGAGGGACAGCUGCUGAAACCGUAAACGCCCAAACACCAGCCGAUUUCAGAAUGGAAACAAGUAGUGUGGAACAAAUGGAUGUGACUGUAAGCGGAGAAGCAUCUGCACCACUACCAAUCAGACAAUCCAAUUCUGGGCCAUACAAAAAGCAAACCUAUCCCUUUAUCCCCAAACGGCCAGAACAUCUACGCAUGAAUCUAUGACAGUGCAGUAUUACCUGGUAUAUUUUGACUUGUACAGGUCGUUCAACCAAGGAACGUAAGACCCAGCUUAAAACAAAGCAGAAGUAUACAUUUUGGAAACUUCUUCAUAUCGCUCUGGAGGGGAAAAUGAAAUUUGUGGCCUUGGUCACUGCACAGGCCAGUUUGGAAAGACUAAGGAAUGAACAUUAAGUUUUUUUAAAAUAUAUAUAUCUAUAUAUAUAUAUAUAUAUAUAUAUAUAUAUCUCAAUCAGUGGUGCAAAAAAGCAGAUCAUGAAACUGCAUUCAUUAGUAAGUUCCCAGCAUAUUCUUUCCGUGUCAGAGGUAAAAGAUAACCAUAUAUGCUUCAAGGAUUUCAUUGAAGUCACAGAUUUACAGAUUUUAGGGUUUUUUGUUUAAUAUAACCAACAUUAACUGAAUCCAGUGAAUGGAGGAUAAGGAUUUCCCUUUUGCAAUGACAACUGUUAAAUGUUACAAGUAAGGUGAAAAUGAAUUUCUUAAUAGUUUGCAUCAGAUGAUGUAAUGUGUAAUAGAGUUUCUGGAUACAAAACUCUGUUCAUGAAUAUUGAUUGCAAACGUCCCUUCCCAUGCUAGAAAGGGCUAGUGUAUCCCAGAAACCAAUUGGCAGUCUUCCACUGUGUUUUGGGGACUAUAUGCACUUGGUAACUUCUGUAUCAGUGUGAUUAUCUGCAUUUGUGCUACUUUUGCUGUUGAAAAGUUUCAGCAGAAAAUGAGAUGAGUGUUAAAGGCCUCGGUCAGAAACAAAUCCAAGUGACAGUUGUACUUUGAUACUGGAGUGUUAUAGGCUACCAGUAAUGUAUUUCUUAUCUAUUUUAUCUGCCCUCUCCAGAUUCUAACCCUCCAACAAUAACUUUGAUCGGGUUGUCCACCAUAGAAGAACUUUAAAUGCUGGGACUUUGAUUGUAAAAGUAUUACAUGGCCUUUCUUCUCGUGUCUUCCAUAGAGAGGGAAUAAUGUCCCUGGACCUAGGGAAUGUUAACGCAAUGCUGAUUUUGUCUUGGAUUCUGUAUGAUUGGCUUAUAGGUACAAAGAAAUAAAUAAAGGUAACUUUACCUUAACUGCCUUAACAAA
Messenger RNA from Pseudophryne corroboree (corroboree frog), 2742 nucleotides. It is a transcript of the gene RPS6KB1, whose product is annotated as ribosomal protein S6 kinase B1. The transcript is spliced from 15 exons. Gene Ontology annotation, biological process: peptidyl-serine phosphorylation; signal transduction. Gene Ontology annotation, molecular function: protein serine/threonine kinase activity; ATP binding. Bases 88 to 1653 code for a protein of 521 amino acids. NCBI's taxonomy places the organism in Eukaryota, Metazoa, Chordata, Amphibia, Anura, Myobatrachidae. The record is from RefSeq and is a predicted model, not a curated record.